This is a messenger RNA of Penicillium malachiteum, 744 nucleotides long. RefSeq lists its product as uncharacterized. The transcript has a single exon. Lineage: Eukaryota; Fungi; Ascomycota; Eurotiomycetes; Eurotiales; Aspergillaceae. The record is from RefSeq and is a predicted model, not a curated record. Bases 1 to 744 code for a protein of 247 amino acids.
AUGUUGAAAAAUGAAAACACGCUGCGACAGUACCUAUGUGCUUUUGUUGAAGCCAAAGCUAGUCCGACCAUAUUGGAAGUCUACAUCAUCUCAGCUGAGGACUCUGACGCUGGUCGUAUCGUCAAUUACUGGAACAAGGGCAACACAUUGGUUCGGGUAUUAAAUAAACUCUCGCCUGUAGAUAUCCCACCAGUCCAAGUGAGACUUAUUGGAGACUGGAAUGACGAACAGAACCUCAAGGUCAGCAUCCUUGACGAGAUGAGAGAUAACCCUUGGCCUGAGGUUCAAUAUCGCAACCAGCUCGCGGAUUUCGAAACCGCCCUCUUGCCUUUCACCAAGCUCCCAAGCUGGACAUGCUGCCUCCCGUCAGACCUCGAGCGAACAAUUGCUCACUUUGCUGUCGAAAACGGCCCUGACCACCUGUACCAGCUCUGGAAUGAUGCCAGUAAAUGGACACCUGAAUGGGAUCAUGUCGAUGGUCCUAUUCAUACCGGCGCUGAGGUGGAUGACGAAUGGCAUGUGAACGCGCGGUUUUUGAUAGAGAGCUGUCUCGAUAAUGUUCUGGGUGAGACAGGUGACCUCCUCCGCCGAGACAGAUUCAUGAACUGGUUUCCAGACGGUGCAGACAUCAAAGAAAUCUGUACAUCUGCAUACGAGACGCAGUACUUGGGUGAUAUCAUCAAACAUCCCCGCCUGGCCGGGGUUCAUGAUCGGUUUUUGACCAUAUUGUUCGCCGAUACCUAG